Xenopus tropicalis (tropical clawed frog) is the source of this 2047-nucleotide messenger RNA. RefSeq names its product POU class 2 homeobox 3 (gene pou2f3). The transcript is spliced from 13 exons. The record is from RefSeq and is a predicted model, not a curated record. Gene Ontology annotation, molecular function: DNA-binding transcription factor activity, RNA polymerase II-specific; DNA-binding transcription factor activity; DNA binding. Lineage: Eukaryota; Metazoa; Chordata; Amphibia; Anura; Pipidae. Gene Ontology annotation, biological process: regulation of DNA-templated transcription; DNA-templated transcription; regulation of transcription by RNA polymerase II. Gene Ontology annotation, cellular component: nucleus. Bases 2 to 1522 code for a protein of 506 amino acids.
UAUGCAAAUGGAUGAUUUGCAUGGGCCCCCAGCCAGGAGCGCAGGAUGUUGGCUUUUACCUGAGGGGUGUGGUGGCUUGGCUGAACUCGAAAUCUCUCUGCCCUCCUUAUGCCUGGACCCCCUCCCAUUCUCACCACCUCUGUGCCACUCAGAGCAGACAGAACCAGCAGAGCACAUAGAACCAGGAGAGCACAUAGAACCAGAAGAGUACAUACUGUAUGUAUCUUUGCCUUGCAUGAUGGUGAACCUGCAAUACACCCACCCAGUUCCGUCACAUAUUAACAUGAGCCGGGAACCAGAUUCCACAGUGGAGCAGCAACAUGGAAGCGGAAACCUGGAGAACGACACUGAACGAGACACCCUGGACUUUGGCAAACAGAUCAAGACUGAAGAUUUUAGUGAGGCACUACAGUCAGGAAUUCCUCAUCGGCCAUGUCACCUGUCCCAAGGAUCCAUGAUAGGCGGAGGACAGAUGUCUGGGGAAAUGACUUCUUUACACCCUCUCCAACAGCUGGUAUUGGUACCCAGCCAUUUACAACCUGCCUCUCCGUACCUGCUGUCACAGUCCCAAAGUGGCCAACAAGGUCUUUUGCAACCAAAUCAUCUCUCACUCUCUCAGCAGCAAGGUGGAAUCCUUCAGCCACAAACUGGCUUGGGCCUGGCUUCACAGGCAGUAGGACGUCCCGGACUUCCAGGCUCUCCUCUAGAAUCCCAUUUGGAAAUGGGUCACCUGCAUGUUCCAAAACAUUUGCCUAUGGUGCCAGAUGAGCCCAGCGACCUAGAAGAAUUGGAGAAAUUUGCAAAGACCUUCAAGCAGAGAAGAAUAAAGCUGGGAUUCACACAGGGUGAUGUUGGAUUGGCCAUGGGAAAGCUCUACGGAAACGAUUUUAGCCAGACAACCAUAUCCCGAUUUGAAGCUCUUAACCUGAGUUUUAAAAACAUGUGCAAGCUAAAGCCCUUGCUGGAAAAAUGGCUGAAUGACGCAGAAUCUGCCCCCUCGGAUGCUGCCUUGACUCCCAGCACUAACUAUGCCCAGCUCAGUGAAAUGUUUGGGCGCAAGAGAAAGAAACGGACCAGCAUUGAAACCAAUAUCCGUCUUACACUGGAGAAAAGGUUUCAGGAUAACCCCAAACCAAGCUCUGAGGAGAUUAGCAUGAUAGCAGAGCAGCUAGUAAUGGAGAAAGAAGUGGUCAGGGUCUGGUUCUGCAAUCGGCGCCAGAAGGAAAAACGAAUAAACUGCCCAAUGAAUCUACCACUAAAGUCCCCAGUCUACAACUCCAGAAUGGCACCAACUGGUCCUUUGGGAACCAUGUCUAUGACUCCAGGGCACAGCACAAUGACCAGCACAGUGACAUCUUCCUGUUCCCCUGGGAGUUCCAGUAGACCUUCUUCACCAUCCUCUGGUCUCCAGCCCAGUAGUCCAGGAUCAUCAUUAAAUAGUUCCAAACCCACGGUGAACACAUCCAGCUACAGCAACUCAAGUUCCUGGUAUCGAUGGAAUCAUUCACAAUAUUACCACUGAGAUACUGCAUAUUGCAGGCCCUCUUUCUGUGCGAGUAUGAAGGUGAUGCUUUAAAUGAGCAAAUGCAAAUGCACCAUGCCGAAUAACGGUUGGUACCUACAAAGUUAUCACUACUCUGAACCAUGAAGAUAAAAAGCACCCAAAGCUGCUUCCAGUGUUGUACAAAAAUGGAAGAUUUCUUUCAGGAGGAAGAACUUCCCCUUGUUUCUGCAUGGCUUUCAUGUCUCUGCACAGCUUUCCUGUUUCGGGCUAAAUAUCAGUCAGAAAAGUUCAAAACAAUAAUUCCUGUUUUUAAGAGUUUACUUUUGUUCCCCAUUUUGUAUAUUUUCCUUGCCCUGUUUUUCAGUAGUUUAUGGAAAGGUUAGAGCUGUAUAUUAUUCUCACUUGUAAAUAGUUUCUCUAUGUUAUUUUCAACUUUUUUUUAGGGCUCUGGCACACAGGGAGAUUAGUCGCCCGCGACAAAUCUCCCUGUUCGCGGGCGACUAAUCUCCCCGAAAUGCCAUCCCACUGGUGAAAAUGUAAAUC